Messenger RNA from Gadus morhua (Atlantic cod), 2729 nucleotides. RefSeq names its product transcription factor EB (gene tfeb). Gene Ontology annotation, biological process: humoral immune response; positive regulation of DNA-templated transcription; regulation of transcription by RNA polymerase II. Gene Ontology annotation, molecular function: protein dimerization activity; DNA-binding transcription factor activity, RNA polymerase II-specific; RNA polymerase II cis-regulatory region sequence-specific DNA binding. The record is from RefSeq and is a predicted model, not a curated record. Gene Ontology annotation, cellular component: nucleus. The coding region runs from base 446 to 2224 and encodes 592 amino acids. Lineage: Eukaryota; Metazoa; Chordata; Actinopteri; Gadiformes; Gadidae. The transcript has 13 exons.
CUUGUUCUUCCCCACAAACUCCGGCAUUCCUGCUAACUAAGGGGAAGAGAAGUGAGGAGGUGGACAUAAAACUGCAUUGGUGCUUAAAAAGGCGCGUGUGUGUUUUGGGGUGACUAACACACUCACUCACUCAAUCUACUGCAACGCCCUACGAAAGGGGGGGAGUGGCAUCACUUACCACUGAUCUGCCACUGGCACACUACAGAGCUAGAAUAAGCCGGUAUACAGCUCUUGCACUCGGCUUGGCCGUUUGUGUAUGUCUCUCUCGCUCUCUCUCUCCCGCUCUGCCUUCUUCUGAUACCACAUGGAUCAUCGGAUAGUUAUGGGAAAUUAUAUUCUGUCUUUGAGAUAACCACAUGGUCGCUGGGCCCCAGAAUGCAGUUCUUGGACUAUCAAAGUUAAAAGGCUUUAACAAUAAGGGGUUGACUUUGGAAGAUGUGAACCCAUGCGACACUGGAGUCAUUUCGGUUACGUUCGUGACUUCUCUCCAGCCUCUUUGGGGUUUUGUGAUGUAGUCAGCACCCCAGGCAGCUUCUCACCCUUUUUUUUUUUUUUGCCAACACUACUUUCUUAUCAAACAGGUGUCUCUCUCUCUCUCGGGCUGGACUGCGGAGCAUUGACGUCGGCUCGCCCGCCCAUCCCCCCCCGCCCCCCAGCCAUGGCCUCGCGCAUCGGCCUGCGCAUGCAGCUGAUGCGAGACCAGCUGCAGCAGGAGGAGCAGCGGGAGCGGCAGCAGCAGCAGCAAGCGGCCCUGCAGUACAUGCAGCAGCGCAUGGCUGGCGCCCCGCCGCCCACCAUGGCUGUCAACGCCCCGCAACACUUCCAGAGCAUGCAGGUGCCCGUGGCGGUCCUCAAGGUCCAGACCCACCUUGAGAACCCGACAGACUACCACCUCCGCCAGUCCCAGAGGCAGCAGGUGAAGGAGUAUCUGUCUACCACCUUCGCCACCAAACAGACGGUCCAUGCGGUGGCAGGGGUUGUGCAGCCCUCCCCACCCCCCUCCUUGGUGCCCCCGGGCGGGUCGUCCUCGGCGCCUCCACCCCUGCACUCCCCACGCAUGCGCACCGAGCAGCUCAUGUCCGGGUGCAGCGCCCCAAACAGCCCCAUGGCCAUGCUCAACAUCGGCUCCAGCCACGAAAACGAGAUGGAUGAGGUCAUCGAUGACAUCAUCAGCAUGCAGUCCAGCUACGAUGACAUUCAGGCGUAUAUUGACCCAAUCCAGAUGCCUAACACACUACCACUGUCCACCAGUCACUUGGAUGUGUACUCAGGUCCUGGGAUGACCGGGCCAGCAAUUGCAAUGACCAGUAACUCCUGCCCAGCCAACCUAGCUGUCAAAAGAGAGCUAACCGACACAGAAGCACGUGUGAUGGCCAAGGAGAGACAGAAAAAAGACAACCACAACCUAAUCGAGAGACGGAGGAGAUUCAACAUUAAUGAUCGCAUCAAGGAGCUGGGCACCAUGAUCCCUAAAACCAAUGACCUGGAUGUUCGCUGGAACAAGGGCACAAUCCUCAGGGCGUCGGUGGACUACAUUAAGCGCAUGCAGAAGGAUGUGCAGAGGACACGGGAGGUGGAGAACAGCUUCAAACGGAUGGAGGUGGCCAACAAGCAACUGUGGCUCCGCAUCCAGGAAUUGGAGAUGCAGGCGCGUGUUCACGGCCUGCCCAACAACUCCCCCUCUCCGCUGAACCCCACCGACCUCAUGGGCUCCUAUGUGAAGCAGGAGACCAACCCUGAGGAGAAGCUUGCCCACGGCCAAGGCCAGCACCAGAUUCAACACCAGCACCAACACCACCAGCACCAGCACCAGCAGCAGCAGCAGCAGCAGCAGCAGCACCUCCACGCCCAGGCCCACCUCCACAACCAGGGCCAGGGCCAGAACAGGCAGCUGCCGCCGCUCCCCCCCCACCUGCAGCACCAGUCCCAGCAGCACCAGCCGCCCAUCCAGUUCUCGGCGGUGGGCAGCUCCCAACCCUUUGACUUUGCCCAAUCGCUGGACUUGUGUGACGGGAUACCGGGCUUCAACGACGGCAUGGCGGCGCUGGGGGACCUGGGCGGCCUGGGCUCCCAGGGGAGGAGGUCCGACCUGAGCUUCCUGAUGAUGGACGAGCCACUGUCCCCGCUCGGCGGAGACCCCCUGCUGUCCGCCAUGUCCCCCGAAGCCUCGGUGGACUCCAGCCGCCGGUCCAGCUUCAGCAUAGAGGAUGGGGACAUACUGUAGAGGGUUCACUCACACACAGACACAUACACACACACACAUACACACACGCACACACACCACACAGGUUGCAGGACAUACUGACAUACUGAUAUACUGAUCAUAGUCACACAUGGGGGCACGCACCCGACCCCACCCACACACGCACACAAACACACAUGAACUCGGGCUGACCUUAGCGUUGUCUGCCAUUGCUCAGCAGCUCUGAGUGCGGAGAUGUUAUUACUAGUGUUAACACCAGGGGGGGCUGAUAUGCAUUACAUACGACCUUGUUCCCGUAAUGGAGCCCAUAGAUCACAGCAGUAUAGUUUCUCAUUAGGGGCCGCUCGGCAGUCACAAGGACAUUCAGAGCGCUCAGAAUAACACACAGUUGUUAUUUUCUGCCCAUUACCUCCGAGGCCAUACACGUGAAGGUAAAAGUGAGCGGAGUGUCAGUGGUUGGGGUGGCUUUAGAGAGAGAGGACGUUAAGGUCUGAACUGAUCAAGUUGAUCUGUAAAUGUCCAUUUU